Molecule: messenger RNA, 555 nt
Organism: Eurypyga helias (sunbittern)
Lineage: Eukaryota; Metazoa; Chordata; Aves; Eurypygiformes; Eurypygidae
Product: sprouty-related, EVH1 domain-containing protein 1-like
Exons: 4
Biological process (GO): negative regulation of MAPK cascade
Molecular function (GO): protein kinase binding
Source: RefSeq, a predicted model, not a curated record
AGUAAUAGUUAUGCACGAGUGCGAGCUGUGGUGAUGACCCGGGAUGACUCAAGUGGUGGAUGGUUACCACUUGGAGGGGGUGGACUAAGCUGUGUCACAGUCUUCAAAGUCAUUCCCCAGGAAGAGAAUAGCUGUGCUGAUUUUCUUAUCCAUGGAGAACGACUCAGGGAUAAAACGGUGGUCUUGGAAUGCACAUUAAAGAAGGACCUCGUUUACAACAAAGUUACUCCUACUUUUUACCACUGGAAGAUUGAUGACAAAAAGUUUGGCCUCACAUUUCAGAGCCCUGCUGAUGCAAGAGCAUUUGACAGAGGUAUUCGGAGAGCAGUAGAGGAUAUUUCUCAAGGUUAUCCACCCUCUCAAAAUGAUGUUGAUGUGGCAGAAGACUGCUUUCAAGCUGCUCAAGAAAACACAUCAAGUUCAUUGAUGAAAGAUCACCUUUUCCAACACGAAACUGUAGUAACCAGUGAACCUUACAACAGUGCAAAUUUAAGGCCUUCAUCCUUUGAGGAUUUCAACACCAGGAGAGCCUGUUUUCCUAGCCAGCCUAACCAG